AUGACCUAUGGUCGGAUUGCAUCCCUGAAUCGCUAUAAAACGGUAGGCAACGAAUUUUUGGAACAUUCUGAAUGGAUCCGUAAGCUUCGAACACCAUCUUUGAUCGGAAUUGCUUCCGUUCUAACGAUACCUUUCGGCAUAUUCAUCAUUACUCCAUAUGUGGUAAUGAACAUUUCUGGACCCUCAGCAUUACUUUCAUUGCUGAUUGCUUUUAUCAUCAUGUUCUUAUCAGGAAUGCAUAUGAAUGAAUUGAUGUGUUCAAUGCCAAAAAGUUGCUUAUUGUAUAAUUUUACAUAUGUUAGUUUUGGGGAAAUAGCUGCUUUUCUUGUUGGUUGGAUAUCAUUUCUCGAUUUUACUAUUUGCAUUGUUAUUGUGGCUAAAAAUUGGAGCAGUCAUAUGAAUUUAUUAUUUCAUGGAUUAUUCAAUAAGCAUUUCACAGUGGAGAUGUCUUAUCAUUUGGAUUCGAUUUUUGCAACAAAAAUAGAUUUCUUUGCUGUAUUAGCCAUUUUCUGUUCAUCAAUUGUGUUAUGCUGUAGCAUUCGAGUUUUGGCUACUGUAUCGAUAAUAAUGAUAACCAUAUGCGCUUUGGCAACUAAUAGUACCGCAUUUGUUGGCUUUUAUUUUGCUGAUGCAAAUAAUUGGCUAGCUGCUGGUUUUUUCAAAAAUGGCCCUAUCGGUGUGAUAAAAGGUGCAUCGAAUUAUUUAUGUGCCUACAUUGGUAUCGAAACAUUCAGUUUUCUUCUAGAAGAAACGAAAAAUCCACGAAAACGACUUCCAUUUAUUAUGCCAUUUAUAAUUACCGCCUUAACAUUAGUUAUGUUCUUAACAACGAUGGUUAUCACAUUAGCUACUGAUAUCUCAAAAUAUCCGGAUGACAUGCUUUUCCCAAAUAUUUUCGACAAACUUGAGAUACCCUCCGCAAAAUAUGUGAUGACAAUAGGUUCAGUAUGUGGUUUAUCUGGCACAAUGCUUGCAAUAUUUGUUCCGGCAACGAGGAUUCUGACAUCGCUUUGUGGAGACAGUUUGCUUCCCCUAAGUCUACUGGCUCAUACCAGCAAGAAGAGAGGAGUGCCAUAUUAUGCAGUGCUACUAUGUGCCCUGCUCUCUUCCUCAAUGCUUCUCCUCAAUGUCUCCAAACUAUUCGAAAUUAUCGCUUUCAGUACUCCUCUAAGACUGAUACUGCUUGGCUGUUUGAUAUACGAUCAGCGCUACAAUCCAAAUGUGGUUGGACUAUUUCGAGAGACAGCAUUCUACCGCGGCAUUUAUCGCAACCGGUAUAAUCGACACAAAACUAAAUCAUCGAAUAUUUUCACGGAUGAUGGAGAUUCGUGUUCGGUUACCGUCUCCGGCUACAGGUGGAGUACAGAUGACGAAAAUAGUGAAAUGAUAAGCAGUUGCGAAAUCCUACGAAACAUCAUUACUCAACAGGAAGUACAGUGUCAACAAGAAGUUUGUGAGAACUGGAUGGAUAAAAUAUCAUCAAUAAAUGAAAAUUUGGGAUUGUUGCUAAAUGAGGAAGACGAAGAAAAUGAAGCGGAUCAAAAGCUAAGUGAGAGAAAUUUGGCGAAAAAUUCACUUACUGGUUUGCGAUACAGUACAUUUAAUAAUUUGCUAGCAGAAAAUCUAAAGGAAACAACAACAAAAUUUUGUGAUGACAGAAAACGACUGUCUAUGUCAUCACAGGACACUUACGACUUUGGCCACAACUGUAUCAGAUCUCCAUGUUCUUCAUGCUUCAGUGAAACUGAAAUCAACAAGCAUAAGUUUCACAUUUUUGAACAUGAUAUUCCCAAGAUGCCAUACUGGAACAGAUAUCCUGGAUCAGUGUCUGGUUCGCAAGAUUUCGACAAAACUGACCAUAAAUGUUCAAUGAGAACUUUGUUUCUCUUUAUUUUAAGUUCUGUAAUUAUUGGACUUCUGAUUCUCAAGACCGAGAGCAGCUUAACAAAGCCGUAUUUAACUCUACCAAUGCUUUUGGCAUGCAUAACUUUGGUAUAUCUCAUGAUAAACAUUGCCCGACAAACAGUUAAUCCGAUAAACAAUGAACGAAGUUGUAAAACACCUGCAUUUCCACACCUCACACUUCUUGUAAUCUUUCUAGCCAUACUGGUGGCAUGCACUACUGAUUGUAUCACGGUAGUGGGAUUUAUCGCUUGGAUUAUUACUGGAAUGAUACUCUACGUACUGUACGGAUAUAAGUAUAGCAAAGAAGGCCGUGCACCAUUUAAUGGUUUGAUCGUUGGGAAUAACUUGAUAAAGGACAACUCUUCGACUAGAAUCAUGAAUAACACAAGUAAUCAUCAAUUUAGUGUAAUCAUGCUAUAA
Messenger RNA from Brugia malayi, 2325 nucleotides. RefSeq lists its product as uncharacterized. Gene Ontology annotation, biological process: transmembrane transport; amino acid transport. The transcript is spliced from 14 exons. Gene Ontology annotation, molecular function: amino acid transmembrane transporter activity. The record is from RefSeq and is a predicted model, not a curated record. Gene Ontology annotation, cellular component: plasma membrane. Lineage: Eukaryota; Metazoa; Nematoda; Chromadorea; Rhabditida; Onchocercidae. Bases 1 to 2325 code for a protein of 774 amino acids.